CACAAAGAAAAAUGAAACAACAAGGUCAAGCAGAAAUGGCAGAGAGGAUCAAAACAAAGCGUAGUGAUUAUCUACGUUAUCCAACAGAAGAAGUCGUCUUGAAUGAACCUUCCUCAUAAGUUUCUCAUAUCGUUUCUGUUCAACCGCUACCUAACCUCUCUGAGCUCUCUCUCCCUGAUGGUUUAGCUUUGAUGUUUUCUUUGUUUGUAAACCAAAUCUCUCUCUCUCUCUCUGCUAUGGGGCUGCAGCACCAUAGAAAGCUGACAGAAGAUUCAGAAAACACACCCUGUCCAUCACAAUGUUCGAAAACUGUUCCAGGCAAUUGUCCCCAGCUAUGUUCAAAACUCUGCCCUAAUUUUUGCGUCUCAGUUUUGGUCCCUCCUCCACUGAGUACUACCUCUGAUUUGGAUGGCAAGUCAGAAAAAUCCCACCAAAAGAUCUCCCCUUUCUGGAUCGCCACGAUCACAUUUCUCGUCGCCGCUGUUCUCCUUGUUUGCUUCUAUGCUAUCUAUUCGAGGUACUAUUUACGUAGGCAGAACCCGAGGAGGAGGUCACAGCGGGGAACUGUGGAGACCCAGGAUGAGUUUCUUGAUGAAGAAGAUGGAUCUGUGGUGGAUCAUCCCAUUUGGCACAUCCGCACCGUCGGUCUUCAACAGUCGAUUAUCAGUUCGAUCGCGGUGUGUAAGUAUAAAAGAGGUGAAGGUCUUGUUGAAGAAGAACAGUGCUCUGUUUGCUUGAGCGAGUUUGAAGAAGAUGAGACUCUUAGACUUUUGCCCAAGUGCAGUCAUGCUUUUCAUAUUCUCUGUAUUGAUACUUGGCUUAGAUCCCAUACCAAUUGUCCCAUGUGUCGUGCACCCAUAGUAGUCCAGGCGCCAUCGCUGGAGGCUGAUGUCGAUAAUUCCAGUCCAGGGGAAGAAACCCAGGUGGGAAUUCCGUCAAGCAGUGGUACUGGAUCAUCCGAUAGAGAGGAAGAUGAGCGGGCUUGUGAGUUAACCAUUGGGUUAGAGGAAGAGGGAGAAUUAGAUGUUGUGAAUGGUGGAAAAAGAUGCGAGAAUUCGAAUGAAGAAGUAAACGACAUACAACAGAUGAGAAGAUCAGUUUCCUUGGAUUCUUUGUCGGCUUCAAAGAUCAGCCUCGCUAUAGCGAAUACUUUUCCGACAGAUUCCGAUGGGAUUUCAAAUACGCAACGGGUAAGAGUGAAUGAAUCCAAUAAAAGAAUCGUUCCGCGAAGACUCGAAGGGAAUCGGAAGUCGUUAGAACUAUUGGGUAGUUCUUCGAAAGGUAGAUCGCUGACAAAUAAGCCUGUUUCCAUGAAGAGAUCGUUUUCAUGGAAUGGGAAAUUCUUGUUAUUCAACUACAGCCAGAGCCGAGACUUGGUUUUGCGAAGCUUUUGAUUUCAAUUUGUUUCGCGGUUUCAGGUGAGUCAGUUGGAAAAACUCAUAUCUCAGAAGCUCUCAACAAGCUACGAGAUUACAGGAUUUUAUUAGAACAGUCAUGAGAUCCAUCGACAAGAUCAUGAAAUUGAGAUCAAUCCAAAUUGGAUUCAUCUCGGCCAGGAUUGAUCAUCCUGUAUUUCUCAUGUUUCAGGUUUUGGAAGGGAGCCCAAGUGAACAAUUGUACUUUAUUUCCAAA
This is a messenger RNA of Juglans regia (Persian walnut), 1632 nucleotides long. RefSeq names its product RING-H2 finger protein ATL54-like. Lineage: Eukaryota; Viridiplantae; Streptophyta; Magnoliopsida; Fagales; Juglandaceae. Gene Ontology annotation, biological process: protein ubiquitination. The coding region runs from base 192 to 1394 and encodes 400 amino acids. The record is from RefSeq and is a predicted model, not a curated record. The transcript has a single exon.